AUGUAUUGGUUGUCUCUGCUUAAACGAAUAAACAAAAACAUUCAAGCUGCACCAACGGGAAGGUUCAUUAUCAUAGCAGCUCAAAAAAAAAGAAAAUCGAGCGUCGGUUCCUUUGAAGGUGAGAGACAAAACGGCCACCAGACCAUAAAAUGUGAUGUCCCUUAUCGAACAUUUGCUCAAUUUUCGCCAAGAAAGAAAGCCAGCUUAACGAGGCCAGCCAUCGAAAUUGUAAAAAAUGCUGCCGUUAAUAUCGUUCUGAGAGACCAAGUUCCCACAGAACUCAAGCAAAUUUCAAGUUACAGAGAAAGUUCACCCGACAGCACAACUCAAAGGACGAUACCAGCAAUCCUUGUCAUCGUUUUUGGCAAGAAACACACUGGGAUACCAACUACAUUCUCGUUGGAAUUUUUGAAGGAAUGUAAAAAAAGUUUGACCGUUUUCGCCCGUGUCAACUAG
Messenger RNA from Dentiscutata erythropus, 456 nucleotides. The record is from the annotation of a GenBank genome assembly. NCBI's taxonomy places the organism in Eukaryota, Fungi, Glomeromycota, Glomeromycetes, Diversisporales, Gigasporaceae.